Messenger RNA from Jaminaea rosea, 981 nucleotides. Its product is annotated as Zinc/iron permease. NCBI's taxonomy places the organism in Eukaryota, Fungi, Basidiomycota, Exobasidiomycetes, Microstromatales. The transcript is spliced from 2 exons. Gene Ontology annotation, cellular component: plasma membrane. Gene Ontology annotation, biological process: zinc ion transmembrane transport. The annotation marks the transcript as partial. Gene Ontology annotation, molecular function: zinc ion transmembrane transporter activity. The record is from RefSeq and is a predicted model, not a curated record.
GACUACUCUGUCCCCCUGCACGUGGGGGCCCUCUUUGUCCUCCUCAUCGCCUCGGCCCUCGGCUGCGCUAUCCCUCACGCAGCCAAUGUCAUCUACAAGAUGCGCGGCCGCAAGGAGUUGCGCUUCAUCCUCAAGCACUUCGGCUCCGGCAUCCUACUGAGCACGGCGUUCAUCCACCUCCUGUUCCACUCGUUCGUCUGGUUCUCCAACUCUUGCGUCGGUGAACUCAAGUACGAGGCAGCCUCGGCCGCAAUCGCCAUGGCUGCCGUGUACGUGUGCUUCCUCCUCGACUUCAUCGCGCUGCGCAGCGUGCGCCAGCGGGUGAUGCAGGCGCGUCAGACCUUGCUUGCCCGUAGUGGGCCGCAAGGUGGCGCGGGGACGGGUUCGGAGGACGAUGAGAAGCUCGGCCAUCGCGAGGAGGCUCUCUCGAGGGAUGACGCGAGUGAGCAACUGGACCGGGAAGAAUUCCGACUCAACAAAUGGAGCAUCGUCUCCCUCGAGGCCGGAAUCGUCUUCCACUCGAUCAUCAUCGGUGUCACACUCGGUGCCUCCUCGGGUGAAGGCUGGGUCCCCCUCUUGAUCGCCAUUACAUUCCACCAAUUCUGCGAAGCCCUCGGUCUCGCCAGCCGUAUCGCCUUUGUGCUAGAGCGAGCCCACGCCGAGGUCUCUCACCGAAUGCUCAAGAUCGUGCUGCACAGCGUCUUCAUCCUUAGCACGUCCUUUGGUAUCGCCAUCGGAAUCGGGGUCCGCAAGUCCUUCAAUGGCAACGAUCGCGAUACGCUCCUCACCAUCGGUGUUCUGGACAGCGUCUCGGCCGGUAUCCUGCUGUACAGCAGUCUGACGCAGAUUUUGCCAAAGGACUGGUUGGAGAGCAGGGAGAUGCUCACCUGCGGGUGGGGCAGAAUCGCGGCGGGGCUGGGAAGCUUUACGGCUGGGUUGUUCAUUAUGGUGAGUUUGCGCGGGGCGUGGCGUGAGACGUGA